Peronospora farinosa is the source of this 1668-nucleotide messenger RNA. The record is from the annotation of a GenBank genome assembly. Lineage: Eukaryota; Oomycota; Peronosporomycetes; Peronosporales; Peronosporaceae.
AUGUGGCGGAUCUUCGUCCGUCGCUCGAUGCGGCCAGCAGCUCUUCUUGGCCUUAGUUUCUCGUCGAUUUCUUCACUUAAUGAGCCCGUUUCAACUUCAUCAGACGCACCAAUAGAUGAAGAUUCUAUCCCGUCCUUUUCCGUCGAUAAAGUGCGCCUUUCCCGUCGUUUUACCCGUCGAAAACAGUUAAAACAUCAUCGUUACGUGAUAAUCGGGUCCAGUACGGCCGCUAAUACAGCAAUUGAAGCGAUUCGACAGGAAGAUGCAAGUGCUGAUAUUCUGGUUCUUAGUGAUGAGAAUGCGCUCCCUCGACGGGAUUUUGGGAGCUUUCAAAUGGGACGAACUUAUGACGAGAAUUCCAGUGAUGCUGGUGAGGAAGAAGCACUUGCUCCUGCUUUAUUGGAGAGUUACAAUGAAUGGAGACGACAUCUCAGUGCACGAUUUGAAGAAGAUACAGUUGCAAGUACUGGACCGGCACCUUUGACCUUGUUAUUGGACAAGCGGCCAUUGGAAUUUGAUGUGGAAAAGAAUCGUGUGUUGCUUGGAGACGGCACGGAAAUCCGGUACGAACGGUGUCUUAUUGCAUCGGCUGGACGACCAAGACAUUUUUACGUGCUGAAUAGUGACCGGGUGUCGUACGCACUCAAGGACCGCGUGAAUACGUGUACAAGUCGUGCGGAUUUUGUCCGACUGGAUCAGUUGUCGACUGGUGAAGUACGGAGUGUGCUGGUUAUUGGUGCAGGUUUUUUGGGCUGUGAAGUGGCCUGUGCACUGGCAACGGACCCACGCAAUGAUCAUGUGAAGACCAAAUUGGUGUUUGUCGAGCAGUCACCGGCGGCCAGGGCGUUGCCACCGUAUCUUGCAGAAGAGCUUGCACGACGUCUUAGUCGUGCGGGUGUCGAAGUCGUGCCGGACAAAUUAGUCACGAGCUUGAGACCAAGUGUGGACGAUGAUGAUAAUGAAAAUGAUAGUGGGGUGACGGUCGGGGUGCUUGGAGGAAAAGACAAGCCUGAAGCUGUGCUCGAUGCAGAUUAUGUGGUGCUGGCAUCGACGCACACGGACCCAGCUCCGACGCUUCGAUUGGGACGUGCCACGAGCACCGGAGGCGGGCUUGAGCGGGACGAGAAGAAUGGCGGUAUUGUCGUAAACGCUCAAUUGGAGGCUGUUUCUGGUCUUUUCGUUGCUGGUAACGCGGCGAGUUACUUUGAUCCGUACCUGGGAAGACGGCGCGUGGAUCGAUACGACCACGCCGUAAACAGUGGGCUCACAGCUGGACGCAACAUGGCCAGGUCUCUCCGCGGUGCCGGCAAGAUGAAGACGUACAGACACCAGCCCUUGUUUCGCAGCCACUUGACCGGCGUGGGCGUUUUGAUUGAAGGUAUUGGGGAAGUGGAUUCGUCGCUGCGAACCGUGGGUGUGUGGGUGCAGCCGCCAAAUAUCGGCACUGGGAGUGAUGGCACUCAAGGAAUGCCAUGUGAGCGUGGUGUCGUGUACUACCUCAAGGGCAACAAGAUCAUGGGUAUUCUACUGUGGAACGCGUCGGACGUGCUGGAAAGUGCUCGUCAACUCAUGUUGUCGAGACCAGAGAUGCGAGACAAUGUGGUGGAGGAGCUCAAGCACACAAUCUCUCUUGCGCCGAGCGACUGGCUGCACGUGGUGUCUACGUGA